UUUGAAGAACCCCAGAUUUGAUCAAACCAAAAAUUUAGGCCAAGAAGAAUGAGUUCAUCAAAGAGAACGACGAAGUUGGAAGUUGAAUCACCAGUGCCAGCUGACAUAGAUAUUGCAAACUCGGUUGAACCAUUUCAUAUUUCUGAGAUUGCUAAGGAUCUUAAUCUCAGUCCCAACCAUUAUGACCUUUAUGGCAAAUACAAAGCCAAAGUGUUGUUAUCCGUACUCGAUGAACUUGAACAAAGCGACGACGGAUAUUAUGUCGUGAUUGGAGGGAUUACUCCAACUCCUCUUGGAGAAGGCAAGUCCACUACUACUGUUGGGCUGUGUCAAGCUUUGGGUGCUUAUCUUGAUAAAAUGGUCAUUACAUGUCUUCGCCAACCUUCACAAGGACCGACUUUUGGAAUAAAAGGCGGUGCAGCUGGUGGAGGCUACAGUCAGGUGAUCCCGAUGGAUGAAUUCAAUCUUCAUCUAACCGGAGAUAUUCAUGCAAUAACGGCUGCAAACAAUCUACUUGCUGCUGCCAUUGAUACUAGGAUCUUUCAUGAAUCAACCCAAUCAGACAAGGCUCUUUUUAAUCGAUUAUGUCCGCCAAAUAAACAAGGAAAAAGGAAAUUCAGUGAUAUCAUGUUUAGACGACUGAAGAAGCUUGGUAUCACUAAAACACAGCCUGAGGACCUUACACCUGAAGAAGCUGCAAAAUUUGCUAGGCUUGAUAUUGACCCGAAUUCUAUUACGUGGAGAAGAGUGAUGGACGUAAAUGAUCGCUUUUUGAGGAAAAUCACUGUUGGCCAAGGCCCGGAAGAAAAAGGGAUGGCGAGGGAAACAGGAUUUGAUAUUUCAGUUGCUAGUGAAAUAAUGGCAGUUUUAGCCCUGACAACAUCUCUCGCUGAUAUGAGAGAGCGGCUCGGAAAAAUGGUGAUCGGAAAUAGUAAGGCUGGUGACCCUAUAACUGCUGAUGAUCUUGGCGUCGGGGGUGCUUUAACAGUGCUCAUGAAGGAUGCCAUUAACCCUACUCUGAUGCAGACCCUCGAGGGAACCCCUGUUCUUGUACAUGCCGGCCCGUUUGCAAACAUUGCUCAUGGUAAUUCAUCUAUUGUUGCUGAUAAAAUUGCAUUGAAGCUGGUUGGACCGCAAGGGUUUGUGGUCACCGAAGCAGGUUUUGGUGCCGAUAUUGGAACAGAAAAGUUCAUGAACAUCAAGUGUAGAUACAGUGGUCUAAGACCUCACUGUGCUGUUAUCGUGGCAACAAUAAGGGCCUUGAAAAUGCAUGGUGGCGGACCAGAGGUUGUUGCAGGGAAGCCUCUCGACCCUGCUUACUUAAGCGAAAACAUUCCUUUGGUUGAAGCUGGUUGUGUUAAUUUGGCCAGGCAUAUUGUAAACACUAAGGCCUAUGGUGUAAAUGUUGUUGUUGCUGUGAACAAAUUCUCAACCGACACUGAAGCAGAAAUGAAUGCUGUUAUACAUGCAUCUAUGGCUGCUGGAGCAUUUGAUGCUGUAAUCUGUACCCAUCAUGCUCAUGGUGGUAAAGGAGCGGUCGAACUUGGAGUUGCAGUUCAAAAGGCCUGUGCGAGUGUGAAUCAGCCGCUAAAUUUCCUGUAUCAUUUGGAUAUUAGUAUAAAAGAGAAAAUCGAGGCGAUUGCAAGGUCAUACGGUGCCAGUGGGGUCGAAUACUCCGAACAGGCUGAGAAACAGAUUGAGAUGUACACCAAACAAGGGUUUUCCGGUUUACCAAUCUGCAUGGCGAAAACGCAGUACUCAUUUUCGCACAAUGCGGCACAGAAGGGUGCACCAAGCGGAUUUAUCUUACCGAUAAGGGAUGUGCGAGCCAGUAUAGGAGCCGGCUUCAUUUAUCCUUUAGUUGGUACAAUGAGCACGAUGCCAGGACUACCAACAAGGCCAUGCUUUUACGAAAUCGAUCUCGACACCACCACCGGAAAGGUUAUUGGUCUUUCAUGAAAGCUCCGUUGAAAUCUCGCGAGAGACCAGGUUUGAUUCUCUAAGAAACUUUGCCUGAGGGCUCGUUGAGCACGUGCAUUUGGUUCUUGGUAUUUCUGUUGGUUAGUGUUUAGAGUUGUUAUCCGUGUUACUUUAUCGCGAGGUUGAACACUUGUGAAAAAUACUGAAUCUGGGUUUUAAUCAUCUCUUUCAGUCUGGAAUAAAAUCUGUCUCUCUCUCUCUCUCUC
This is a messenger RNA of Hibiscus syriacus, 2186 nucleotides long. Its product is annotated as formate--tetrahydrofolate ligase-like. Gene Ontology annotation, molecular function: ATP binding; formate-tetrahydrofolate ligase activity. The transcript has 5 exons. The coding region runs from base 49 to 1959 and encodes 636 amino acids. The record is from RefSeq and is a predicted model, not a curated record. NCBI's taxonomy places the organism in Eukaryota, Viridiplantae, Streptophyta, Magnoliopsida, Malvales, Malvaceae.